AUCUUUUUCCAAUCUCUAAAAUAGUAGUUUAAGUCUAGCCUACGUGUGACGCGUGGGACUACUGAGUUAAAACGUGUGAGGCGUCAGUUGGCUUUCCUCGGUCUCAACACUGAAACCGCUGAAGCUUGAAGCGCUUUUAAUAGCUACAUAUUAAAAUAUAUAUCUACAAUUACAUAAAUAUAUAUACAUCUACCUAUACAAAGUACUAAAGUUUACAAUAGUACACAUUACACUCAGUACUCGGUAAUCUAUUGCAGAAAAAUGUUUCACCUAAAUAAGCUGGUGAGAACGAGAGCUGGGUGUCUUAAAGGGAAACAAACUCCAAAAUUAAAUGGUGACUUAGCCGGUGCUCUGACGCGCGCUGUCCCAGUGACAAGUGUCCAAAACCGGGGGUACGCUGAGCAUCAGAUUCCCGACCGACUCAAGGACAUCCCGGUCGCGGAGAACCCCAAGUUCUUUAACAUGGUGGAGUACUUCUUCCACCGAUCAUGCCAGAUUAUCGAGGACAAGCUAGUUGAGGAUGUGGGCCAUCGAUCUAAAAUGACCAUCGAGGAGCGCAGGAAGAAGGUCAAAGGUAUCCUCAUGCUAAUGGAGCCUUGCGAUCAUAUUUUGGAGACUACUUUCCCCUUAAGACUUGACUCGGGUGACUACGAAAUGAUUACUGGGUACCGUGCUCAGCAUUCUACGCAUCGGACACCGUGCAAAGGAGGUAUUCGAUUUUCAAUGGACGUCUGCCGAGAUGAAGUGAAAGCUUUAUCAGCAUUGAUGACUUUCAAGUGUGCUUGUGUCGAUGUUCCUUUUGGAGGAGCCAAAGCCGGAAUAAAAAUCGAUCCUAAAAAGUACUCAGAGCAUGAAUUGGAAAAAAUAACCCGUAGGUUUACUUUGGAGAUGGCCAAGAAAGGUUUUAUUGGACCUGGAGUUGAUGUACCAGCCCCUGAUAUGGGAACAGGUGAACGGGAAAUGUCAUGGAUAGCGGACACCUAUGCCAAAACAAUCGGUCACUUGGACAUAAACGCUCACGCGUGUGUAACAGGAAAGCCCAUCAAUCAGGGUGGAAUCCACGGUCGUAUUUCAGCUACCGGUCGCGGAGUAUUCCACGGUCUAGAGAACUUUAUAAACGAGGCUAACUACAUGUCGAUGAUUGGAACAACUCCCGGGUGGGGCGGUAAAACCUUUAUCGUUCAAGGUUUUGGUAAUGUAGGUCUUCACUCGAUGCGUUAUCUCCACCGGGCCGGUGCUACUUGUAUCGGUGUUAUUGAGCACGACGGCUCGAUCGUCAACCCCGAAGGAAUUGAUCCCAAGCAGUUGGAAGAUUAUAGAAUUGAGAAUGGAACUAUUGUUGGUUUCCCCGGCGCUCAGCCUUACACUGGUGAAAAUCUUAUGUACGAACAGUGCGAUAUUUUCAUUCCUGCAGCCAUUGAGAAGGUUAUCAACAAAGACAACGCAUCGCGUAUUAAGGCUAAAAUAAUCGCUGAAGCUGCUAACGGACCUACAACACCUGCUGCCGACAAAAUUCUUAUUGAAAGAAAUAUACUUGUUAUUCCUGAUUUGUAUAUAAACGCUGGUGGUGUUACUGUAUCAUUCUUCGAAUGGCUCAAAAAUUUGAAUCAUGUUUCUUACGGGCGGCUCACAUUUAAAUAUGAAAGAGAAUCUAAUUACCAUUUAUUAGAAUCCGUCCAAGAGUCUUUAGAACGUAGAUUUGGUCGCGUUGGAGGCCGUAUUCCAGUAACUGCGUCUGAAGCUUUCCAAAAAAGAAUUUCUGGUGCUUCCGAAAAAGACAUUGUUCAUUCUGGUCUCGACUAUACUAUGGAACGAUCAGCUAGAGCUAUUAUGAAGACUGCAAUGAAAUACAACCUGGGACUAGACUUGAGGACAGCAGCUUACGCAAAUUCCAUUGAGAAAAUUUUCACGACAUAUUCAGAAGCCGGUCUUGCUUUUUAAUCCUAGUCAUAAAUAACAAUAAAUAUCAAAGCAAAAAUUAAAAAAAUUUUAGUAAAUCAAAUAAUUAAAUAUUUACACAUUUCAUCCGUCAGUAUUUUCAUAUUUUCAAUUAGGCUUCAAUAUUAUUUGCCGUGUAUUAUUUGAUUACUCGAUAAAUUAUUUUUACGGACUUGAAACAAUUAAAAAAAUAAUUAAUUUUAUUUUAAUCAAUUAACUUACUCAGUUUUAUCCUCCAGUAUAAUCAAUUAAUACUCAGCGAAUUGUAAAACAGCCGCACUUGAUAACAAAAAAUCCAGUAAAGUUACAUCAGCAGUGAAUGAUCCUCAAGAUGUACCAUAGAAUAUUUUAUUUUAACACUCAAAAAUUAAUUAAUAACACGCAAUUAUUAAUUAAUUUGAUGGUGCCAUUUAAUGCUUAAACAUCGUUAAUUUUGCCGAUAAACUUAAUUAUAAUUAAUUAUAAGCUACCACUGGUUAGAAAACACAAUUUUUUUAUAUUAAAUAUUACAGAUAAAUUUUUAAAAAUUUUGAAGCUGAAUUUCUGUGCGAUUAUUGCGCUAAUAUGGUUUACCAUUAUACAAUUAAAUAUUAAUUAAACAAAACAAAUAAGGCAUUGAUGUAACUUAAGUACGGUAAAUCGUACGAAUAAAAAAAAUUACUGCUCAAGUGACUGUAACUUUUAAAAAAUGAUGUAUUGUAUACAAUUACACUUAAGAAUUAAAAUAACGCAAAUGUUAAAUUUAAUGCCUAUAAUAUUACUGUUGAAUACACUUCAUAAUCUCUAAGUGAUUGUUGUUGUUUAAUUAUAUUUAAAAUACUUAAAAAACUUCCGUGUAAUUGAAUUUGUAUUUAAAUUUUAGGUACAAACAUACUUUUUAUUUUUUUUAAAGAUAAUCGCUCGUGUUUUACGUUUAUUGUAAGCAAUUUUAAUAAAAUGAUUAAA
This is a messenger RNA of Cotesia glomerata, 2883 nucleotides long. It is a transcript of the gene Gdh, whose product is annotated as glutamate dehydrogenase, mitochondrial. The transcript has 7 exons. Gene Ontology annotation, cellular component: mitochondrion. Gene Ontology annotation, molecular function: L-glutamate dehydrogenase (NAD+) activity. The record is from RefSeq and is a predicted model, not a curated record. Lineage: Eukaryota; Metazoa; Arthropoda; Insecta; Hymenoptera; Braconidae. Bases 262 to 1941 code for a protein of 559 amino acids. Gene Ontology annotation, biological process: L-glutamate catabolic process.